Molecule: messenger RNA, 1454 nt
Organism: Sinocyclocheilus grahami
Lineage: Eukaryota; Metazoa; Chordata; Actinopteri; Cypriniformes; Cyprinidae
Product: stonustoxin subunit beta-like
Exons: 3
Coding region: 156-1157 (333 amino acids)
Molecular function (GO): protein binding
Source: RefSeq, a predicted model, not a curated record
CAAUUUCCCUGCUACAGGAGCCUCUGGAUCCACGCUCUUCUUGUUCGCUUAAAGCUGUAAGGAGGCAAUAUAUUUGAAUUUUAUUUGGAAAAAAAGGUAAGAUAAUCAAAAACAGAGCAGUUUCUAUUAGAGCUAUUUAAACUAUCUCCAAAGAAAUGGCCGAGUCUGCAGUGAGUCAGUAUGAGGAUCAGUUCAUCUGUUCAGUCUGUUUGGAUCGGCUGAAGGAGCCGGUGACGAUUCCCUGUGGACACAGUUACUGUAUGAGCUGCAUUACUGACUGCUGGGGCCAGAAGGAGCAGGAGCCGCCGUACCACUGUCCCCAAUGCAGAGAGAGCUUCAGUCAGAGACCUCUACUGAAGAAGAACACUCUGAUAGCAGAGAUGAUGGAGACGCUGCAGAAGACGUCUCUACAAACGGCUGCUGUGGAGUGUGAUGUUUGCACUACGGAGAAGAGCAGAGCUGUAAAGUCCUGUCUGCAGUGCUUGGCCUCCUUCUGUCAAACUCACCUGCAAUUGUUAUCAAUAACAUUGAUAUUAAAAUUUGUCAUUUUGAGUGGAGGGGUGGUGGGUAGUAGUUUAUUUGAAUAUUUAUUUGUCCCUCCAUUUUCAUCAGAUUUCUGUCAACUUCAACUGGAUCCAAACACUGCACACAAAAAAAUCAUCCUGUCAGAAAGGAACAGAAAAGCAUCAUAUUCAGAUAAAGUCCAGCAAUAUCCUGAUCACCGAGAACGAUUUGAUAAAUAUAUGCAUGUCUUGUGUAGAGAGGGUUUGAACGGUCGCUGUUACUGGGAGGUUGAGUGCUGUGGGGACGACUGGUCUGUAGCAGUUUCCUAUAGAGGAAUUAGUCGUAAAGGAAAAACUGAUGAUUGCAGACUGGGGUUUAAUAAUAAGUCAUGGAGAGUGACCCACUGUCAACAGAAUUUCUAUUUCAGACAUGAUAAAGAGCACGUCCUUAUUCGUGAUGUCCCCUCCUCUAGAAUAGGAGUGUAUCUGGAUCACAGAGCAGGAACUCUGUGCUUCUACAGCGUCUCUGACACAAUGACUCUACUACACAGAGUCCAGACCACAUUCACUGAACCCCUCUACCCUGCAUUUGGGGUUGCAUCAGGUUCUGUCAGGAUCAUAGAGCAGAGGGGAAUUCUCAAAGACCAGAAAUAAAAGACAAACAAAGUUUCUUAAACUUGCUCAAAGUUUUUGUAUACUCUUCUCUAUCCUGUACGAUAAAACCAAGACUAUUCAAGGUUCAUGAUUAAGACAAAAGGCGUCAACUUUAGCUCGUCAUGUCCUCUUGAGUUUCACAGAAAGGUUUUCAUUAUUGUGUGAACUAAUUCUGAAAUUAAAGCCUACUGGCAAUAAUACUAAUAAUAAUUCAAAUUCAUAAAAUCAUGAUCAGAUUUGAGAAGUGUUCUAUAAUAACAAUGUCACUAAAUUUACUAACUUCUGUGAAGAAAAAAA